Messenger RNA from Saxophila tyrrhenica, 906 nucleotides. RefSeq lists its product as uncharacterized. Lineage: Eukaryota; Fungi; Ascomycota; Dothideomycetes; Mycosphaerellales; Extremaceae. The record is from RefSeq and is a predicted model, not a curated record. Gene Ontology annotation, molecular function: phosphatase activity. The coding region runs from base 1 to 906 and encodes 301 amino acids. The transcript has 4 exons.
AUGUCUGAAAGCACAUCUCAACUUCAAGAAGAAACCAACAUACAAACCCCUUCUCUUGCCGCACAACACUGGACACAACAAGACAUCAUGGCCUCCACCUCCCACCUCAAAGCCAUGAACUGGCCCUUCCCCAACCCCCGCUUCAUCUUCUUCACCGACUUCGACGGCACAAUCACCUUGAAAGACAGCAACGACUACAUGACAGACAACAUCGGCUUCGGCACCGAGCUGCGCAAGCAAGGCAAUCGGGACGUACUGGACGGAAAGAAGACCUUCCGCGACAGCUUCCAGGAGAUGAUCGAUUCGGUCAACAAGCCUUUCCCGGAAUGCAUUGAUUAUCUGGUUGAGAACAUCAAGCUGGAUCCGUAUUUCAAUGAGUACUUCCAGUGGGCGAAUAGUAUGGGGAUCCCGACGGUGGUGGUGAGUAGUGGGAUGGAGCCGAUUAUUCGGGCGAUUUUGAAGAAUUUGGUCGGGAAGGAUCAUGUCAUGAUGGAUAUUGUGUCUAACGAGGUGAUGGCGUUGCCGGGGAAGUCGAUUGAUCAGGAAGGGGGGUGGACGAUUAAGUACCAUGAUGAUUCUGGCUUCGGCCACGACAAGAGCCUCACCAUCCGACCCUACGCCCAGCUACCUGCGGACCAGCGACCAACAAUGUUCUAUGCCGGAGAUGGCGUGUCAGAUCUCUCCGCCGCGCAGGAAACCGAUCUGCUGUUCGCGAAGAAAGGCCACGAUCUCAUCCGCUAUUGCGUCAAGCAAGACGUCCCCUUCACCGUCUUCGAAGACUGGUCCACGAUCCUGGAGAAGGUCAAGUUGAUCGUCGAGGGCAAGACGACCGUCCACGAGGCAGCGAGGCUAGGCUACGAGGAGUAUCAGAAGGGCAACGUUGGUCUCAAUGGCAACGCCGGCUGA